Molecule: messenger RNA, 1002 nt
Organism: Wyeomyia smithii (pitcher-plant mosquito)
Lineage: Eukaryota; Metazoa; Arthropoda; Insecta; Diptera; Culicidae
Gene: RPA2
Product: replication protein A 32 kDa subunit
Exons: 3
Coding region: 133-873 (246 amino acids)
Biological process (GO): DNA replication; double-strand break repair via homologous recombination; nucleotide-excision repair
Cellular component (GO): chromosome, telomeric region; DNA replication factor A complex; nucleus
Molecular function (GO): DNA binding
Source: RefSeq, a predicted model, not a curated record
CGCGCGCUGUCAAAUCAUAACAAAACAACAAAUCGCGCUCUCGCUAGUGCGCUGCAAUUCGAAGGGCGAAAUUUUACAAGAAAAUACUUGUUUCAAAACAGUUCUACGAACUACAUUUCAUUCGCAGUAACAAUGAACGACAGUUUCGGCGCCAGUGGAUUCAAUGCCACCGCCACUGGUAGUGGCGCUGCGCAGGAAAACAAAGCCGAAGGCAUUCUGCCCUUGACGAUAGGGCAAAUUCUUGAAUCGUCGGAAGAUGGAAUUCAACUUUACGGUGUCCACUACAGCAUGCUAUCGUUACUGGCGAUCGUACGGAACGUCGAACAUUCCUCAACGAAGAUCACCUACCGACUGGAGGAUCACUCGGGCCAGCUCGAUGCUCAUCUGUGGCUAGAGGAGGGUAACUCGGAUAAAGUACCAGGUGUCUCGACCGACACGUACGCACGUGUCAUCGGUUCCGUUAGGAACCACGGAGGAACUAAGACGGUUAUGAUUUUCCACAUCAAUCAAAUUUCCUCCCCGAAUGAGGUGACCACACAUCUGCUGGAGGUGCUGAACGCCCGCUACAAGGGUGAACAAUACGCAAAGGGUGCGGCCGGCGGUGCCGAGGGUGCGAGCGAGCAACCGUCCGCCUCCACCGGGGGCUUUAUGGAAACCGAUGGCAAUGCGAUGGGCCUCUCGGGCAAACAGCUGGUGGUUUUCAAGGCGAUCAAAAAUCAUAUGUCCGACACCGGAAUCAGCCGGCAGGAACUGCAGAAGAAGUUUUCCCACAUCAACGCAGCCGAGUUGGCGACUAUUGUCGACUAUAUGACACAGGAGGGUAUUAUCUACACCAGCGUCGAUUCAGAUCACUUCCUCUGCGUGGAUGCGUGAUGCGAUUACCUCGUGAACAAAAUGGUACAACUGUGUUUCCAUGCAUUACUGUAUUUUACAUCUAUUAUUAUCCAUGAGUAUGUUUAUGUUAAAACCAUAAGUUAUUAUGAAUGGCUUUAAAGCUCAUAA